AUGGUUUGUGCAGAUCAAGUUUGGUAUUCAGAAUCUAAGUCUUUCUUCAGUUUUGUCAGAGCCAUUGAUCCCCAGAACGUGCUUCAUAUUGAUGCGUCCUCAGCUGCGAGAAUCUCAUCAUCAAAUCCAUGCAUGAUGAAGUUGAAGGGUGUUAGAUGCGACUCUGAAGGUACCAACAUUGUAGUAAUCAGGUUAGAGAACAUGAAUCUAAGUGGGACAAUUGAUGCGGAAUCACUGUGCAGGCUUAAGAAGCUGAGGGUUUUGAACUUAGCUGAGAAUACCAUCAGAGGUAUUCUUCCAAACUCAAUUCUUAACUGUGCCAGGUUGAGUUAUCUGAAUCUCUCAAGCAAUCAUUUGAGUGGGAAAACACCCAGUGGCUUAAUGAAACCCAAGUUUCUGAGAAAACUCGACAUCUCCAACAAUAACUUUGCUGUGAGCCUUCAUCAUCAAGAAUCUAAUCACUUCUCUGCUCAUUCGUUGAAUGAAGAAGAAGGUGGAAUCCAAUCAAUGGCAGAUGCUCCCGUUAGUACCAUUACUGUAUCCGAUGAUGAAGGAGACGAUUUCUCGAUCCUAUACGUUUUGGUCAUUGGAAUAAUGUUGUUAUUUUUCGGCUUUUACUUCGCAAGCAUUCGGGUUGGGCAAAAAAGUAAUAAUGCAGAUAAUAAAAAUAAUAAUAAGACGUUGAAGAGCAUUAAGCAGUUUCAUAUCAGAGAGGCUACAACUGAGGUCAAGGAAGAACAAGAAGAAAUGAAAAAGAUGAAGAAAAUUAGAGAUACAGAUGAGCUUGUGUUCUUUGAAGAGAAUGAGAGAUUCACAAUGGAGGAUCUUCUUCAAGCCACUGCUGAGUUAAGAAGCCAAAGCUUCUGUAGCUGCCUUUAUAAGGUAAAACUCAAGAACGGCGCUCAUUAUGCAGUGAAGAGAUUGAAGGAUUUGCAGAUAUCUCCAUAUGAUUUCAAUGAAACAUUGAGGAGGAUAAGCAUGUUGAAACAUCCUAAUAUCCUUCCCCUUGUUGGUUACCGUUCUGCCACUGAAGAAAAACUCGUCAUUUACAGAUAUCAGAACAAUGGAAGUCUGCUAAAUCUUUUCAAGGACCAUCUUGAAGGCAAGAAAUAUUUUCCGUGGAAGCUGAGGCUAUCUAUGGCACGAGCGAUAGCAAAAGGAUUGGCAUUUAUGCACCAGAAAAUAGAACAACAAGGAGAUAUAAUUCCACAUGGGAAUCUAAAACUAUCAAAUAUCCUACUCAACAACAGCAACGAACCACUGAUAAGCGAGCAUGGAUUAUCAAAGUUCCUAGACACAACGACAAGAUUAUUCUUCAUUUCUGGCCUGGCAUACACAGCCCCAGAGAGGAGUUUAUCAGAAAAGGCCGAUGUUUAUAGCUUUGGAGUGAUCCUCUUAGAGCUACUCACGGGGAAGAGCAUAGAACUGAGCGGAAUAGAUCUCACAAAGUGGGUCAGAUCAAUGGUGAAGGAGGAAUGGACAGUGGAAGUGUUUGACAAGGAGGUUAGGGAAAGUGAACAUCAGUGGGCAUUUCCUGUGUUAAAAACAGCCCUUAUGUGCGUUUCGAGUCUCCCAGAAACACGACCUUCCAUGGAAGAGAUCGUGGAGAUGAUAGAGAAAGUGAUGAUGGAGGAGAAAGAAGGUGAUGAUGAUAAUAAUGUUCACACAACUUGCUGCCCUAUUGUUGGAUCCAAUAAAAAACAAGAUUUUUGCUCGCUUCAUAAGAUCAUUCCUGAUACGUGGGAUUCUCCGGCAUCCAAUUAUUGA
Neltuma alba is the source of this 1767-nucleotide messenger RNA. Its product is annotated as leucine-rich repeat receptor-like protein kinase PXC1. Lineage: Eukaryota; Viridiplantae; Streptophyta; Magnoliopsida; Fabales; Fabaceae. Bases 1 to 1767 code for a protein of 588 amino acids. The transcript has 2 exons. Gene Ontology annotation, molecular function: protein kinase activity; ATP binding; protein binding. The record is from RefSeq and is a predicted model, not a curated record. Gene Ontology annotation, biological process: protein phosphorylation.